Molecule: messenger RNA, 6617 nt
Organism: Nothobranchius furzeri (turquoise killifish)
Lineage: Eukaryota; Metazoa; Chordata; Actinopteri; Cyprinodontiformes; Nothobranchiidae
Gene: iqsec3b
Product: IQ motif and Sec7 domain ArfGEF 3b
Biological process (GO): regulation of ARF protein signal transduction; actin cytoskeleton organization
Molecular function (GO): protein binding; guanyl-nucleotide exchange factor activity
Source: RefSeq, a predicted model, not a curated record
CAUCAGCACCACUCAGCGCAGUGGGAGAGUGAGGGAGGGAGGGAAGCGACCGGAGAAGUGCUCGGUCGGUGCAGCUUCAUCCACAACCGAGCACAGUCGAGGAGAGAAUAACUGAAGGACAUCCACCUUCUCAUUCACACAAAUAUCUGCACCUACUCAUCCCUCCAUCCUCCAGACCAGCAGCUUCUCUUUUUCUCCUUCUCCUCUCUCCUCUUGCCUCGGACAUUAUGAGCUCCAGCUUGUUAGAAAACCCGGUGCAGGCGAUUCUGUACCUGCGGGAACUCACCACUAUCGUGCAGAACCAACAGAGUCUCAUCCAGACCCAGCGCGCUCGGAUAGAGGAACUGGACAGGCGAGUGGACGAGCUCAUCGGUGAGAACAGACACCUGAGGGACGUCAGGGUACAACAUCCCUACCUUCACCAUCUUCACCACCAUCAUUUCCCGGACCCAAGCUGUCUCCAUCAUCACCACCACCCGCAGGAACCUCAGCUUAAGACUGGUGGGGGGUCUCUGCCGGACCAUGCAGCCACACCAGCACAGAUCGAGGCGGCUCCGGCCCAACCUUUGGACCCAGGGGACAUGCAGCUAGUCCCAGCAGACCUGUCCACUAUUUCGCCUUUAGAAAGUGAGACAGAGAAUGGAAGUUGUCCCAGUUGCCGGUCGUUGGUUCCAAUGACCCCAACAACCCUUUGUCGAUCCCUGACCCUGGCAAGGAAAUCCGAGAGUGAGACAGUGCUGCAUCAGUUUUGCUGCCCCGCCCCUGAGCAUCCAGAGUCCGAUGCCUGCGUCUCGUCCAGCGGACAGCUGCUGAGCCUGGAGGAUGGGAUGUCCUCUGGUGGAGGACAGGAACCAGAAGGGAUGAAGAGGGAGGGACCCAGCGAAUACGAAAUAAGCCUGGAGAAUAAAAACAAACAGAUAGAGGAGUUGGAGCAGAAGUAUGGAGGCCAUCUGAUCGCGCGGCGGGCAGCCCGUCGCAUCCAGACGGCCUUCCGUCAGUACCAGCUGAGCAAAAACUUCCAAAAGAUCCGCAACUCGCUGUCGGAGAGCAAACUGCCUCGCCGUAUAUCUCUGCGCCACCCCAGCCCAUCAGGCCGAAACCGGAACGCAACCCAGAGACACAGCUACUCCCUGCAUCCUGGAGGAGGACAGAUCCCCCUACGAUCUAAAACUCCACCUCCGCCUCCCUGUCGCUCCACCUCUCUCCCACCAUCUCCUGCAUCGGCCCCUGCAAGCGCACCCUUAAACACCCAGAGCCAAGCUCCCCCAUCAAGCCCUGGACCUACUCUAACACAGCUGGAGGACUGCUUCUCUGAGCAACUUCACUCCUUGGCUCAGUCUAUUGAUGAGGCAAUUCGUGGCUGGAGCAUGUCGGAGAGCGGGGAGGGGAAGGGGCUCCUGAUGGAUCCCGGGGCCCUUCGAGCAGCUGCAGAAAGUGCCGGCCUGCCCCGCAGUGCCAGCUCUUUGCUAAUGGCCUUCAGAGAUGUAACAGUUCACAUUGACAGUAAUAGCUCCUACACCAUCUCUUCUACCACCACCACCACCACUACCUCUCUGGGAAACGCAGGAGGAGGAGGACCAGGCAGCAGGAAGACCUCUGUUAGCGGAACGGGCGUUGGAGCAGAUGGCCAGUUGUUGGAUGAGCCGGAGUUUCCUGCACCUCCUCCAAGCGAGGAGCUGGAAAUGACUGAUCUGGGAUCCAGGAGGGGCUCAGCUAUCCCGGCAGCAGGAGGUGCAGAAGGGGAGAGCUGCUCAGAUGGACAGGGAUUCACCUCCACUUCUACUUCUACCUCUACAUCAAUUUCCACCUCAACCCAACCUAAUCAGCAGCCCGCUCAGAUUUACACCCAGUACCAGCAGUACCACUACACACACCCUCAGCAGAUCCCUGCUGGUCAAACUCCUGAAUCCCUGCAGGCUCUGGUUGUCUCUUUGCCGAGGGACCGUUGCCAAGACCCAGUUUCUUGCCGCUCACCAACCCUGUCCACCGACACCCACCGCAAACGCCUCUAUCGAAUUGGCCUCAACCUCUUCAAUGUGAACCCAGAGCGAGGGAUCCACUUCCUGAUCACACGUGGUUUUGUCCCGGACACGGCGAUCGGAGUGGCGCACUUCCUCCUGCAGAGGAAGGGCUUGAGCCGACAGAUGAUCGGGGAGUUUUUGGGAAACAGCAAGCUGCAGUUCAACAGGGAUGUCCUGGACUGCGUUGUGGACGAAAUGGAUUUCUCAGGCAUGGAACUCGAUGAAGCUCUGAGGAAGUUCCAGGCGCACGUUCGUGUUCAAGGAGAAGCCCAGAAAGUGGAGAGACUCAUCGAGGCUUUUAGUCAGAGGUACUGCAUGUGCAAUCCUGAUGUGGUGCAGCAGUUUCACAACCCAGACACCAUCUUCAUCCUGGCCUUCGCUGUGGUCCUCCUCAACACCGACAUGUACUCCCCCAACAUCAAACCUCAGCGCAAAAUGGGCCUCGACGACUUCAUACGCAAUCUGAGAGGUGUGGAUGAUGGAGCAGACAUCCCCAGAGAGAUGGUUGCAGGGAUUUAUGAAAGGAUUCAGCAGAGGGAGCUGCGCUCAAAUGAAGACCACGUAACCUAUGUGAGUCGUGUGGAGCAGUCCAUCCUGGGCCUGAAAACGAUCCUCGCUGUGCCCCACAGACGGUUGGUGUGCUGCUGCCGUCUAUUUGAGGUGCCUGAUGCAAACAAACCUCACAAACAGAAACUUUCGCAGCUCCAAAGAGAGGUUUUCCUCUUCAACGACUUGCUGUUGAUCCUGAAGCUCUGUCCCAAGAAGAAAAGCUCAGCCUCUUACACUUUCUGUAAAGCUAUGGGUCUCCUGGGAAUGCAGUUUCACCUCUUCAGCAAUGAGUAUUAUGCUCACGGUGUCACCAUGAUGAGCCCGUUUACGUCAGAGAAGAAGCAGCUGGUGAGUUUCUGCUCUCCAAGCGGAGAGGAGCUGAGGAAAUUUGCGGAGGAGCUUAGAGAAGCUAUAGCGGAGGUCAACGAGAUGGAGCAGAUACACAUUCAAAUGGAAUUAGAGAGGCAACAAGGCAUCCAACCGCACAUUUUGCACACCAACGGUGGUCAAAUGGACACGCACACGGGGCACGGCUCUCCCUCAGGCCAACAGGAUACGUAUGAUAAAACUGGCAACAACAACACAGUAGAGGUGUCAAUUCACAACAGGCUGCAGACGUAUCAGCUGAGCCAGCCCAGCAUUGAGUCAGCGCCUCUGGCCCUGGCGGCACCACCUGCCCUCCUCAGUCCCAUCCAGGCUGGGGACCUACGCCCAGAAACACUCAUACAGUGCCAGCAGAUUGUCAAGGUGAUUGUCGUGGACCAGAGUGGACGAGGGCGGAUGGAGGCCUUCCUCAGCCAAGGUCCGGCCACCCACCAGCUCAUCCAAUCGGCCAUAUCGACGCCCGCAUGUGUCAGAGAGGGAGAUGGACCCCAGCCGCCCCUGCCGCCUCCCCCUCCUCCUUACAACCACCCCCAUCAGUUCUGUCCCCCUGACUCACCUAUGCCCUUUCACCACACCAUGCCUCUGACCCGCAGGCGCAACUCCAGCGGUUCUCGCAGCAUCGUUUGAGUCGACCUCUGAGCUAGAACUGACCUCUACACUCGCACACAGCACCAGGCACUUGGUGGAGCACAAGUCAAGUCAGUUUGACGACAAGCAGUGCAAAAAAGAAAAGAGUUUACGAGUCAAAAGGUAUGAAGAGCCAAUUCUCUGUCUUGGCUGGGUUGCGUUGAUUCUGAAGAUGGAGUAGCUUUAAUGGCAAUUCUGAAAGAGACUUCACCCCCUCUUUUGUCUCCAACGCGUCUUCUGGUGACCCGUCUACUUGUCACAGAUUUAGGUGUCACCUGUCCAACGACUGUCUGUGAGCGAGCCUGGUGAGAGAUGGAUCCAGAAAAACACUUCAUGUGAAAGACAAAAAAUUCUCCAUUGAUGUUAGCGACUUUCCUUGAUGUAAGUCUUUUUGUUUCAUGAGGAAUCAUUUCAGCACUCUGCAUAAUGUGAAGAAACAAGAGUACCAGCUUUUUUGUGUCCUUGUUUUCAAGGGAGCAGGAAAUCAGUAUGUGAGGAAGGAGGUAAGGGGAAAAAAGAUAAAUGGUUCUGUCACCGCUACAAUGUCAUGUGCAAUUUAGAGUAGUAAGCGAAGGUGUUGCUGCUCAUCUACUUAAAACAAGUUCCCGAUGACAAUCAUGUUUCUGUGCUUCAUUGUGCAUUUUGCUAAAACGGUUGUAGCACAAAUAGUGUCUCACUGCUCUGAUUUGGUGGAGUGUUGCUCUGAUAGAGCUCAGGAAAGACUGGAACAAGUGAUACUGUAUCUGCACCCCUGAGCUGCUGAGAGCAGAGGGUGUGUGAGUGUGUGUGUGUGUGUCCAGUCUGCUUACUCAUGGGCCACAGCGAAUCUGACUGGUAAGUCAUUUAAAACAAGGCUAAAACAGGCAUACUGAGCAUUUCUUUUGAUGUAAGUUUACUCCUAUUGUGAAUUCUGAUUUUGGAUUUAGACUAUACCUCUGCCCAGAAAAUGUGUUUUAUAAUAUUUAAAAAUUAAAAUUAUGCCACACAGGGUAGACACCUCACAGAGACGUUACUGUUAUGUUUUUCUAAAAAAAAAAAAAGAAAAAAAGAUCUAAUAAAUGCAAAUAUAUUGAAUGUUAAAUCAAUAGCUUAGGUCUUUUUAUGUGGAGUUCUGUGGAAAGGUUUUGAAAUUGAACAUGAAACAUGUUAUUGACAUGCUAACGGCUAGUCUAAGUAGGCUCUGGAAACAGAUUCCAUUUCAAAAUUUUUCUUUUGGUUUUAUGAAAAUUCUAUUUUAAAAAUCCUGUCAAAUCCAUAUUUUGUGCAAAAUCCUAUAAUUAUUUGCAAUCUAAUAGUCCCAUAUUUGAAGCUAAAACAUUCCUCGUAAAUUCAUCAAGGAUGCAAUUUGUUCCAUAGUUUUAAGAAUCAUUGUAAAUGUAUUUACAAAUUACAAAGAAAAAGUAUAAAACUAUGUUUGAAAAGGUCACUCGCUCACUCACUAGCUGCCUACACAGACAAUUUCAAAGAAAAUUCAUCGUUCGUUCUACACAUAAGUAGAAGAAAUGUCUGAUGUUUGUUUUGGGGAAAGAGAUUUUUCAAGCAUUUGUUGCUUGAAAACAUUAUUUGCAAGUGAACUGUGAUCAUAUUUUCAUGUCUUCAUUCCACCAAAUAGAAGUCAUUCAACAAUGCAGAAUGUAAUUUCAUUUCCACAAUUGUUCUGAAUGACAAUUCACGUAGAAAACAUGGUCUCACAUCAAAUUAUGGUUAGAUAUUUUAUCUAGACAAGCAAGUAACAACAUCCACCUUAGUGUAAUCUAGUUUAUUUUGUUUUCUGCUACUUGAUAGCCCAAGGCUAUGUGCAACUUGAGGCAUUUCUGAAAUGUUCCAUGUUUUCCAUUUUGAUCGUGCGUUUUUAAUCCACUAAGAUUUUGGAUUAUCUAUUAGCAACAGAACUAAACUCUUUUUUUCCCAGCCAUCUAUCUUCAACAGAGAAGACACUAAUUGUUUUAAACCACAGAACCUCACUAAAAAAUAUCUGAACUAUCCCUUGUCAGAGGGAGAAGCUAAGAUGUCUAUGAAAUGAUUAUUUUAGUUGUUUUUACCCAUCACUGUGUUCUCUGUUCAGCGUUGAUGAUUUCAGGCUUGAGCCAGUAUGUAUAGCACACCAUGAAUCAUCCAACGCAGUCUUUUGCACCGCAGAAUAUAUUGGACAUAAUGUAAAUAGAUACCAUAGAUUUAUUCUGAAAAACAAAACAAAACAAAGUGAUCCCAGUGUGUGUAACUACGUAUGUAUUUGUACAGAGAAAAUUCUAGUUUAAAAGAAAAAAAGAGUAUAAUAGUUAUUAUAGCUAGCAUUUAUUAUCAGGGGAUGUUUUAAAUGCUAACCCAAUGAAAGAUGGGGAAACAAGCAGUUUUUCUAGACUAUACUCCAGUUACCAUGGUAACAAACACUGACACUGAGACUGAUCAACAUCCAUUAUUAAAUGAUCAUGUCAUGUUUUUACAGUUUUACUAAGAGAUGGCUGUUUCACCUGUCCAGGUGUGUAAAGGGCUAUGAUUUAUUGGUAGAUACGCUACAAUAAAAUCACAUCAGGCUCACAAAAACACACAUUUACACACACAGAUUCACACACACACCAAAAGCCACAACUAACCUAGUUUAAAUUAACUCCUAGAUCUGUGAACCCAUCAGAACUUCUUGGUUGAAUAUAAACCCUGACUGACAUGUACAAAGUCGCAUGAUCUUUGAUUUUAUUUUUCUAUAAUUGUUAUUUUUAUGUAAAGCACAAAGAAGAGUCUGGAUCCUAUGUUUGUGUCAUUACUGUCAGGGCAUGUUGGGUUGAUUGAUGUCAUUUUCUCCUCCCUCUCCACUUCCGCCUCCUUUUUCCGCCUUUCCCCUCUUCCUCCUCUCUGUGGUUGUCAUGGAGACGCACCAAUCUGCAGCCUCUCUGCGGCACACUGUCAGCUAAUCUUUGCAUCCUUAUGACAUUUCUAACAAGGAAAUUUCUUAAAGAUCAACAUGUUUCCUAUUGGAAUUUCUAUUUAUUUUUGUUUUAUUUGAAGAGAAUGAAAGAAUAAAGUAGUUUUUACUCUCGG